Molecule: messenger RNA, 1964 nt
Organism: Heterocephalus glaber (naked mole-rat)
Lineage: Eukaryota; Metazoa; Chordata; Mammalia; Rodentia; Bathyergidae
Gene: Tspan33
Product: tetraspanin 33
Cellular component (GO): plasma membrane
Source: RefSeq, a predicted model, not a curated record
UACGGGGAGGAGUUCUCUUUCGUCAGCCCCCUGGUGAAAUACCUGCUCUUCUUCUUCAACAUGCUCUUCUGGGACCCAGUGUUGGCUGGAAGGCCAGAGGCUAUUUCGAAAUCUCCUGCUUGGAGCUGGAAAAGUGGAAAAAAUACUGGCCUGGGGCUCCUGACACUUGAAUUUCCACCCCCAGUCUACCCUCACUGUUGACUUGACUGACCUGGGCAAAUAUGUGUGAUUUCCAUGGUGAUGGUGGCUGUGGGUGUCUAUGCCCGGCUGAUGAAGCACGCAGAAGCAGCCUUGGCUUGCCUGGCAGUGGACCCCGCCAUCCUGCUCAUUGUGGUGGGCGUCCUCAUGUUCCUGCUCACCUUCUGCGGAUGCAUUGGAUCCCUGCGAGAGAACAUCUGCCUCCUCCAGACUUUCUCCCUCUGCCUCACCAUCGUGUUCCUGCUACAGCUGGCUGCUGGGGUCCUGGGCUUCGUCUUCUCAGACAAGGCUCGGGGGAAAGUGAGUGAGAUUAUAAACAAUGCCAUCGUGCAUUACCGAGAUGACCUGGAUCUGCAGAACCUCAUUGAUUUUGGCCAGAAGAAGUUCAGCUGCUGUGGAGGGAUUUCCUACAAGGACUGGUCCCAGAAUAUGUACUUCAACUGCUCAGAUGAUAACCCCAGCCGUGAGCGAUGCUCUGUGCCUUACUCCUGUUGCUUGCCUACCCCAAACCAGGCAGUGAUCAACACUAUGUGUGGCCAAGGUAUGCAGGCUCUUAAAUACUCGGAAGCUAGUGACGUCAUCUAUACCAAUGGCUGUAUUGACAAGCUGGUCAACUGGAUACACAGCAACCUAUUCUUACUUGGUGGUGUGGCACUGGGGCUGGCCAUCCCCCAGCUGGUGGGAAUCCUGCUGUCCCAGAUCCUUGUGAAUCAGAUCAAAGAUCAGAUCAAGCUACAGCUCUACAACCAGCAGCACCGCGCUGACCCAUGGUACUGAGAAUCCAUCCUGUGGCUCCUCACCAUGGCAACAGGCAAGCCUCACUGACCAGCGACAGCUGGUGCUGAGAACAGCACCCAAGAUUUGGAUUCCAGCUCCCCAGCAAUCAUGGCCCACUGGGACAAAGCAAACUCCAGAUGGGCAGAAAGAAGGCAGGGUGCACAGAGCCUCAAGUCUCAGAAGGCUGUGCCUCCCCUCCCCUAUCCUAGCCCUCAGCAUUGUUAGAGUCAUUUUGUGUUGUUUCUAACCUUAAGUGUUUGGGUUUAUGUUUUUAAGUUUUGUCUGGGCAGAGAUGUUUGGGGAACAGGAGUUGCAGAGAGUUGGGGGGGGUACUAGUAGCUGCUGCUUUUUCACUGGGGCAAUACAGCCAACAGCUCUAUUAGGGCUGUCACCGAGCUUGGUGGACAUACUUAAGAUUCUGCUGCCAGCAAGACUUGGCUGUGGAGACUAGAUACCACAGCCCUGCCUGGAGUACAAUUGGCAUGAUUCCAGUUCUGGAAGAGAAGGGAGUGGGACCAGGCAGUAGGGAGUGUGGGGGUCGGCCAGGGACAGCUGUGUGUGUUGGGUAGGAGUGGAAGGAGGUGCUUACUAAAUGCCUGCCCUGCCGUCCUCCCAGGUAGUCAGAGUGAGCUACAUCCUGCACCUCCCUCAUUUCCAUGGUAACGUGGCAGCAAGGCAAGGGGUACCACAGCAGCCAAAUUCAGCACUACCCCACGCCCUCCGAAGAAAGUUUAGAACCAUGAUCCCUGCAGUCUGCAGCCAGCAGAAGUGGGACUGAGCCUUACAUGUCCUCGAAUUCCUCUAUCAAGCACUCCCUCUCCAGCAAGUGGGGUUUUCUUUAACUUGGCAGUGCGAAGAGGAGUGAUAACACUCCCCCACCCUCACCCCCCUGCACGAGAACUUAAUGUUUCUGCAGUUUAAGAAGCAAGAAUCUUGCUGGGGCUAGGGGUGCCAGAAGUGGCAAUAAAAAGCUUAUUGACCUGGGCUAA